GAGAGGAGGGGGAGAGAGAGAGAACUGGAGGGCACUUGGGUCGGGUCGCGGAAGGGUGUUGAGUGUGUCUGCGCAAGCGUUUAAGCCCCAUGGACAGCAACCGCGUGCCAGUCUGCGACCGUUCAGAGCAUAAUGCUCUCCUCUCAUUAUUGACCGGAGGAGCUCCCGUUAUCAGCAACAGCAAACAGACGACUCACUUUUGGAUUUGAUCCAGCCUUUAUUCAUGCAGGUUAGUCUCGAUGAAAAUAGGUAGGCUAAGUAAAAUAACAUUUACUCGACAUGACAGAGAUGUCCGUGGAAGGCAACCUACUCUACAUUUCAAGCGGAUUUACCUGAUCUCCUGCCCAGAACUUUCCUCAUCAGGGAUAUGGUCAUCAAGCCGCUCUCCGAGGGCUGACUCCCUCUCCUCCUCUGUCCGCCGGCGUUGGAUCCUCCAGGGUCGGGUUGCUAGUUGGCACAAGUACAUUAUAAAUGUUUUGAAAUGGGGUGAACCCAGAAGGUACCUGAACUUAUCCAGGUCACCUAUAUUUAACCAGGACAGUCCACUUGUCAACAACCGUGACUGUUUUCCGGGGAGCAGCCUAUUUUUGUUUUUCCGUUAAAAAAAGUUUUGCUGCCAACCCGUGUCCUCCUGACUGAAGCCGACUUAGGAGGGCAGACAGGCGGACUGGUCUCCAGGAGGAUGCCUGGGCAGGAUGUGUUCCAGCCGGAAAAUUCUGUGGAGCCUGCUGCUGCUGUCAGUGUUGGAGGUGGGGCUGGGGGUCUCCAGUAUCGUCCUGGGAGCCGUUGGGCUCAGCCGGGUCAGGGAGGAACACAAACCACAGCAAGGAGAUGCUUCACCUAUCUGGAGCGGCCUGUGUUUUCUCAUCUGUGGGAUGUGUGGAGUCCUGUGUGCUAGGAAGAGGACUGGACUCAUCAUGAUUCUGUUCUCAGCCUGCUGUAUCUGUGGUCUGAUUGGAGGGAUUCUCAACUUCCAGUUCGUUCGGGCGUUGUCACGACGACCGGACUCUCUCCGCUCGCUACACCUGGCAGCCAUGACCAUUGCCUGCCUGGGUAUCUCUUCCUGUACUCUCUCUACCUGGUUGACCUGUCGUCUGGCCAGUUCAGAACAACAGAGGAUGUUUCUGGAGAGAGAACACUCACUGCACCACUCACAUGAGAUGGCUGAGAAGGAACCAUACACACACGGAUCUUUUGAGAUCCUGGACAACUCCAGCAACGGGAUUCCCCAGAUCUCCUACAACAGCAACACCACCUCUCUUUGACAACAGACACACAUUGUUGCCCUGACAACAGACACACCUUGUUGCCCUGACAAUGGAUACACCUCGUUGCCCUGACAAUAGACACACCUUGUUGCCCUGACAAUGGACACACCUUGUUGCCCUGACAACGGACACACCUUGUUGCCCUAACAAUGGACACACCUUGUUGCCCUGAUAACAGACACACCUCGUUCUGCUGACCAUGGGGUGGUAUCAUCCAACAGAGCUGAGCAGCACUAUUACACAGUUGUGUGUGGAGAACUUCAGCACAUAAAUGAACGCUCUUCUUGGACCAGUUGUUACUAGUUCCGAUAGUCCUAACAGACAGUCACAUGACCUCAUGUGCAUGCAAUCAAUUUGUAAUCUCUCUCUCUCUCUCUCUCUCUGGCUAUAUGAAUGCAGGUAUACUGUGUUUGAAGGAAAAAUGCUAUAGCUAUCUUGAUGUAGAGCAGAAUAUGGAAUGCUUUAAAUAUUAUAUAUGCAACCAACGAUGCAAACUAAAUAUCAGUGGUGGCCAACCAUCCUCCUGGAGAGCUACUGGGUUUGCAGGCUUAUGCGCCAGCCCUGCUCUAACACACAUAAUUAAGUUAAUCAAGAUCCUGGAGACUGAACACCAAGCUCUCAAGGAGGUGGGUUGGCUAACCCUGCUGUAUAUUCAUACUUGUAUAUCAGGAAAACAAACAUUAUCUAUGGAGUGACAAUAUGUUUCUUUAGGCUUCUAUAAAACACACAUAAAACUCUGUAAACGUUA
Oncorhynchus nerka (sockeye salmon) is the source of this 2016-nucleotide messenger RNA. RefSeq names its product transmembrane protein 196. Bases 696 to 1265 code for a protein of 189 amino acids. The transcript has 5 exons. The record is from RefSeq and is a predicted model, not a curated record. NCBI's taxonomy places the organism in Eukaryota, Metazoa, Chordata, Actinopteri, Salmoniformes, Salmonidae.